AUUUAUUUCAAGAAGAGAAAAAGAUUGAAGGAAAAUUAAUUCAAAGUGAAGAGAAGAUGGAGAUGUUACAGAGGGAUGUGGACAGUGUUCAAAAGAAACAGGAACAAACUGCCAACGAUCUUAAGGAAAUUGAGCAAAAAAUUGCAAUAAAAGAGCGAGAGAUGCAGAAACACGUUGUGAAGGUUUCUCUAAAAAGAUCUGGUGUGGGUUUCCUGGCCUCCUUGGUUCCAUGUGUUCGUUCUGUUGUUAAAUCCAUUUAUGAUGUUGCAUCUACCCCUGGGAAUACUCGUAAAUCCCAUGAACUCAAUACCGAACUAUCUCGUCUCAGAUCUGAAAAGAGCUUACUGGCCAACAGAGAUUACAAAUUGCAAGACAAACUGACGGAUCUUAAGCUGAAGUUGACCAGCUGUAAAAUGCAGAUGGGUGAAUAUGUCGACAUGAAGGAUGUCCAGGACAAUUUUUCUCAGAUCCGUAAAAUUCUGGUUCAGCUUAAAGACUUUUGGGUGAAAAUGGGAGUUCAGUUGCAGUAUCUUAAAGACAAGACCUUUGUUGAUGAGUCCUUUGUUGAUGAGUUUUAUGAUGAUGACAUGAAGGAUGAGUUUCUGCAUUCUAUUGAAAUAGCUGGAGAGUACUGGAAGGAAUUUGGUGAAGGCUGUAAGAAAGCAGAGUGCAUCUUCAGCGUUCAAUCUAAGAAUGCAUAUUUAUUCCUGGAGACUAAUCCUUCAGCACUAUCAGAAGAUGAAUGGGAUGAGCAGUAUCACUUAGUAAUUGAGAAGCUAAAGGAGUUGAGCAAUCAGGCUUCGUCCACAGCCGCCAUCCCUGCACUACCACAGGAGCAGCCACCUGAAUUUAAUUGUUGGGUUGUUCCACCCCAGGAACCCCUACAAAUUUACCAACCUCCAGCAACCUAUCAAACCCAAAUGUUUUACCAACCCCAAGUGAUUUACCCAUCCCAAGUGACUUACCCGCCCCAAGUGACUUACCAACACCAGGUGACUUAUCAACCUCAAGUGACUUACCCGCCCCAAGUGACUUACCAACCCCAAGUGACUUACCAAUCCCAAGUGAUGUACCCACCCCAAGUGACUUACCAAUCCCAAGUGAUUUACCAACCAUAAGUAACUAACCAAUCCCUGGUGAUUUAGCAACCCCAAGUGAUUUACCAACCCCAAGUGACUUACCAACCCAAAGUGACUUACCAAUCCCUGGUAAUUUACCAACCAUAACUGAUUAACCAAUCCCUGGUGAUUUAGCAACCCCAAGUGACUUACCAACCCAAAGUGAUUUACCAAUCCCUGGUGAUUUACCAACCAAGUGAUUUACCAAC
Carassius gibelio (silver crucian carp) is the source of this 1327-nucleotide messenger RNA. RefSeq lists its product as uncharacterized. The record is from RefSeq and is a predicted model, not a curated record. NCBI's taxonomy places the organism in Eukaryota, Metazoa, Chordata, Actinopteri, Cypriniformes, Cyprinidae. The transcript is spliced from 3 exons. The coding region runs from base 57 to 1118 and encodes 353 amino acids.